AUGAAUCAAGUUUUUGACAAUCAUGAUCAAUAUAUUGAAUUAAUAAAACAAACAGAUAGAGUAACUGAAGUCGGUCAUACCGAAGAAAUGCUUGUUGCCGAUCAACACUCAUCAUCGCCAUCAAUUAUCGAUGAACAAUUGAGAGAAUUAGACGCAAUCGUUCUAAAUACAAGCAUCAUGGAACCAUCGGCAAGACAAAAUCCUAUCAGACCACAACCACUGCGACCAAAUCCUUCGUUGCAAAGAAGUCAAAGUGUGUCAUUUACAACAUCUAUCAAUGUUAAAAAUCUACUUUCGUAUCAAGAUGUGAUGAAUGCAAUUGAACGCGAAUUUCAUUUACGUACCGGACAAGAACGUGAAAUUAUCAUGAAAUUAUGGUUAAAAGGACAAACGAUGUUUUCAAUUCUACAACGUUUUAGAUAUUUACUGCAAGAUCUGAAUAUAGACGAUACAGACUUUACCGAAGGUUUAAAGAAAAUUCGUGAAUUGAUAAAUUAUGCUCAUCGUGAUGUACAUUAUCUUCGUGAAAAAACGUCUAUGUUUGAAAAUCAAAAUCGUUUUCUUGACGAUGAAUUUCGACGACAAUUGGAUAAAAUUGUUCAACAAAAAAAUGAUCAAAUAAACGGAUUAAUUCGUAUUAUUGAUCAAACAAGUUCACAAUCGACUCAAAUAAAAACUUCUAUUAGUCAUGAAAAUCAGGCAUCAGGUAAAUACAUCUAUGCAGGCACUGUUUGUUAUAAAACAAGUGAAGAAUUAUCGAAAAAAUUUCUUCAACAAAAUGUUGAAUUACAACGUGAAAUUGAGACGUUUCAUGUUAAACUUGAGCACAUAGUUACACUCAUAAAUACAAAACUAGAUCGAGAAAAAACAACAUCAAGGAUAUCUUCUGUAUCUAUGCUUCAAACAGCUUUCGAACAAAUGCAACAAACAGAAAUGAAAUUACUGGAACUAAAAUUGCGCUCAGUAUCACAACAAGAAGAAAAUGAUCUUCUAAAAUAUUUGAUGGAAAAGUCACAAAAUAUAUCAGAUAUUGAACACUCACAAUUAUUCGCUAUUAUUAAACAACGUUCGCUUGAGCGUGAAAUCGAUCUUGUUCGUCAAGAACUUGAAAUAACAGAGAAAAAAACAGUUGAAUUCGAACAAAAAUUUGAACAUUCCGACGAAACAUUUCGAUUUUUUGUCGAAACUUUAAAAUUAAAAUGUGACGUUUUACGUAAACAUAUUGUUACAUGUAGUCAACGAUUAGACGAAAUGAAUCAACUGAAUCUUUUAAAAUUACAACAUGAAAGUCAAAUAAUAAAAAGUAAAGCCCAACAAGAAGAAUCCAGUGCCAAAAAAAGAACAGUGGAAAUCGAAAACGAAUUAUUACAAUUACGUGAACGUUACAACGAAUUAGCUGAACAUUCAAACGCACUUCAAUCCGAAUUAACGAAUACGCGCAAACAAUUAAAUGAAAAAGAAAAGCUUGAAUCAAGUUUAAGUACGGAUUUGGAACAGGAACGUCGACGUGCCGAUGUAAUCGAAAGCGAAUUUAAAUCUUUAAAAGUAAAAUAUGAAGAUGUCUGCGAACGUAUUCGCGCAGCAACACAUCAAUUAGAUCAUGUACAGGUCGCACUUGAACAAACAUCACGUCGCUGCGAACAAUUAGAAAAAGAAAAGUCGGAAAUCAAUGUUCAAUCAGAAUAUCUUACAAAAAAUGUUGUCAAUGUAACAGCGAAGUAUAAGGAUAGACUAAAUACGAUUAAAGCUCGUUUAGAACAAACUGACCGUGAAAAACGUGAACUACUGUUUCGUAACGAACAAUUUCAUAUUGAUAUUGAACGUCUGAAAGACGAAUUAAUGCAUCAAAAAGAAGUUGCAUAUGAAAAAGACAAAAUGAUUCAAGAUACACAAUUUAAAAAUCGAGAAAUUGUUCUUCAACGACAAGCAAUAGAAGAAAGAAUAUCAAAUGAACAUAAAAGAUUGAAUGAACUUAUUGAGAAAAAUUCUCAUCUUGAAGAAGAAUUGGAUCGUUUUCGGCGAAUUCAACUUUCUGAGAAUACAAUUGUUCGACAUGUGGAAGUUUCUCAUGACUCAUUAAAGAAUAUUGAAGAAUUAAAGUCACAAAUCGACGAAUUUGAACAACGUUUUAUAGAAGAAAAAGCUUCUAAAGAAUCACUACAAGUUCAAAUGAAAAUCCUCGAAGAAGAAAAUACUGAUCUUCGAGAUAUUAUGAGUCAAAUGAGAAGACGAUCACAAUAUGGUCGAAAAGAAGAAAAAGAUCGCAAUGACGAGAUUCAUCAGUUAAUUGCACGAGCAGAAUUAAAUGCUCGUCAAUAUAUGACAAAUCUUAAUCUAACCAGUUUCACGUCGCACUCCAACGUAGUGAAGACAGUACCACUAUCUUCAACAGCAAAAGUUUGGUAA
Messenger RNA from Rotaria socialis, 2406 nucleotides. NCBI's taxonomy places the organism in Eukaryota, Metazoa, Rotifera, Eurotatoria, Philodinida, Philodinidae. The record is from the annotation of a GenBank genome assembly.